Molecule: messenger RNA, 1716 nt
Organism: Exophiala aquamarina CBS 119918
Lineage: Eukaryota; Fungi; Ascomycota; Eurotiomycetes; Chaetothyriales; Herpotrichiellaceae
Exons: 2
Coding region: 1-1716 (571 amino acids)
Molecular function (GO): flavin adenine dinucleotide binding; N,N-dimethylaniline monooxygenase activity; NADP binding
Source: RefSeq, a predicted model, not a curated record
AUGAUAGAGACGCCCGUCUACACGGACGAGGAUGUGCCUUCUUAUCCGCAGUGUACUCCGCAGGCGCUGAGGAUCGUCCACGUCGGGGCCGGUGCGUCAGGCCUCAUCUUCGCGCAUAAGGCAGAGAAGCUGUUGAAGAAUUACGAGCUAGUGUGUUACGAGAAGAAUGAGGUUUUAGGUGGUACGUGGUGGGAAAACAGGUAUCCAGGCUGUGCUUGUGACAUCCCCGCGCACACAUAUACGUUCCCGUUCGAGCCAAACACAGAGUGGUCCGGGUAUUAUUCGUACUCGGAUGAGAUCCAGCAGUACAUGCUCAAUUUCGCGAAGAAGUACGGUGUAGAGAAGUACAUCCGACUCAACACGGAGGUCCUUUCCGCCACUUGGGAUGAUGAGAAGAGUAACUGGGCGGUCGAUCUAAAACGCAAGGACGGCACCACGUUUACCGAUACCUGUGACGUGCUCGUAAACGGCUCCGGCGUCGUUAACAAGUGGAAGUGGCCCGCUAUCGAAGGCUUGCAUGACUUUCAAGGUGUGCUCGCACACUCUGCUGCGUGGGACUCGUCCAUCGACUGGGCAGGGAAAGCCGUGGCGCUCAUCGGCACCGGCUCGAGCUCGAUUCAGAUGCUGCCUAAGUUCGCCGAGACGGCCACGCACGUCUCGGUCUUCAUGCGCAACAAGACUUACAUCGGCCCACAGUUUGGCGCGAAUGUGUCGAACAAAGAGGCCGACCCGGAUGCUAUGGAGCCGCACGCAGCUGGGAAGCAUCAGUAUACGGAGAAGGAGAAGCAGAGAUUCAGGGACGAUCCCGAUUAUCUCUUGAAAUAUCGAAAAGACGUCGAGCGAUCCGUCGUGGGUGGGUUCAAGAUGUUCUAUCGCGGAUCGGAAUUAAACAUCGCCGCGAAGCAGUUGAUGCAAGACAGCAUGUCGAAGAAACUGGGAGACAGGGAGGAUCUCAAGAAGCAUUUCAUCCCGGAGUGGAGUCCCGGUUGUCGUCGCCUGACGCCGGGAGAGGGGUAUCUCGAAAGUCUUUGCAAGCCAAACGUCACUCCCGUGUUUGACGAAAUAGUCAAGGUAACGGCCACAGGUGUCGUGACCGCAGAUAAUACCGAGCACAAGGUUGACAUCCUCGCCUGCGCCACGGGCUUCAACAUUCAAUAUUUACCACACUUUCGCAUCACCGGCACGGGAGGGCAGGUAAUGCAGGAUCAGAAAGAUCCCCAAGUCUACGCCUCGGUCGGUGUACCUGGGUUCCCGAAUUACUUCGUCGUCAACGGACCCCGUGGGAACUGGGGCCAGGGCUGCAUCCUCCCGUCGCACGAGGUCCAAACCGAGUACAUCAUUCAGUGCUGCCGCAAGAUGCAAGAGGACGACAUCAAAUCCAUGACCCCCCGCCAGGAUGCCACCACCCAGCUGAAUCUGUACAUGGACGCCUGGCACCGGAAACACUCGGUGUGGGCCGAGGACUGUCGAAGUUGGUAUAAGGACAACAAACCGGAUGGCAGGGUGCAUAUCUGGCCCGGCAGUUUAUUUCAUCAUUUGAAGUUCAUGAAGAGGCCACGGUUCGAGCAUUUUGAACUCAAAUACAGGGACGAGAAUAAUAUGUUUGCCUUCUUGGGCAAUGGCGUGACCAUUACGGAGGAGAAAUUUGCCGGCUCGCCGGAUCUGCCGAUUCCGUAUAUGCGGAAAGAUGAGGAUGAGAUAUGGGACAUUGAAUAG